UACACACACACCUGAAUAGCUUUUUAUUUUUAGCAACCCCCCCAUGCUAGCCACUUUCCUUUCCUCUCUAACCCUUCCUUGGGGAAAAGAAGGUGGAGAGUCCCUCAAUCCUCCCGGGAACGAGAUUGACUUUGCCGGGCUCGGAGUCUACGUGAGGCCGAGGAUUUUGCGGCCUGCAUCACUCUUGGUGUCUGCUGAGAAAGCGCCGCAGCUGCUCCCCCCCUCCUCCUCCAGCGGUCCCUCCUUCUCUCCCUCCCUAUCUUCUCCUUGUAGCAAAAAGGCCCCGCAACUGGCUAGGCAGAAGUGGAGCCUAGCCGAUCCACCACAGGUGAGACCGCGUCCCGUGUUCCACUGAGGAAAAAGAGACUCACUUCCCUCCGUCGUCCUUCCAGGCCGUGGCUGGCUGAUGAGCAGGCCGGUUUUCUUUCCUCUCUCGCUCGUAGGCCUCGGGGGCUGGGGAAGAGGUGUCUCUGGAAUUGCCGAGCAGAUAUGAUGGAAGAACUGCAUAGCCUGGAUCCACGACGGCAGGAACUGUUGGAGGCCAGAUUCACUGGAGCAGGAGUGGCAAAGGGUCCCUUGAACAGUGAAUCUUCUAAUCAGAGUUUGUGCAGCGUGGGCUCUCUGAGUGACAAGGAGCUGGAGACUCCUGAAAAAAAGCAGAAUGAUCAGCGCAGUAGAAAGAGGAAAGCUGAACCUUUUGAGACCAGUCAAGGCAAAGUCACUCCAAGGGGACAUAAAAUUAGUGAUUAUUUUGAGUUUGCUGGUGGAAGUGGUCCAGGAACAAGCCCUGGAAGAAGUGUGCCAACAGUUGCACGAUCAUCACCACAGCAUUCCUUAUCAAAUCCCUUGCCUCGGCGUAUGGAGCAGCCGCUUUACGGGGUAGACAACAGCACAGCCAAGGAACUUCAGGAAGAGCAUUCUGCUCUGCCAACGCUGGUGUCUGCAAUGCUGGCGAAACAGCGGCUAGAAGGCGAGCAGCUGGCCCAGAGGGGUACAAGCCUCUGUUUUCCAUUUACUUCGGCUCAGCAAGGCAGUCCUUCUUCAACAGGUUCGGGGAACACAGAGCAUUCUUGCGCCUCCCAAAAACAGAUUUCCGUCCAGCAUAAACAGACACAGUCUGAUCUUACAAUGGAGAAAAUAUCGGCACUAGAAAACAGUAAAAACUCUGAUCUGGAAAAGAAAGAAGGAAGGAUAGAUGACUUAUUAAGAGCAAACUGUGACUUAAGGCGACAGAUAGAUGAACAACAAAAAAUGCUUGAGAAGUACAAAGAACGGUUAAAUAGAUGUGUGACAAUGAGCAAGAAGCUGCUUAUAGAAAAGUCAAAGCAGGAAAAAAUGGCAUGCCGAGAUAAAAGUAUGCAAGAUCGGUUACGGCUGGGUCAUUUUGCAACAGUCCGGCAUGGGGCCUCCUACACUGAGCAGUGGACAGAUGGCUAUGCUUUCCAGAACCUUAUCAAACAACAAGAAAGGAUAAAUUCCCAAAGGGAAGAUAUAGAAAGGCAACGGAAAAUGUUAGCAAAACGGAAGCCACCUGCCAUGGGGCAGGUCCCUCCAGCAACAAAUGAGCAGAAGCAGCGCAAGAACAAGACCAAUGGAGCAGAAAAUGAGACGUUAACAUUAGCAGAAUAUCAUGAACAAGAGGAAAUAUUCAAGCUCCGGCUAGGUCAUCUUAAAAAGGAAGAAGCAGAAAUUCAGGCAGAACUGGAGCGGUUAGAGAGGGUUAGAAAUCUGCAUAUCAGGGAAUUGAAAAGGAUACAUAAUGAGGAUAACUCUCAAUUUAAAGACCACCCAACACUAAAUGACAGAUACUUAUUGCUGCAUCUCCUGGGGAGAGGUGGAUUUAGUGAAGUAUAUAAGGCGUUUGAUUUAACGGAACAGAGAUACGUAGCUGUAAAAAUUCACCAGUUAAAUAAAAACUGGAGGGAUGAAAAGAAAGAGAACUACCACAAACAUGCAUGUAGAGAGUACAGAAUCCAUAAAGAGCUGGAUCAUCCUCGUAUAGUUAAGCUGUAUGACUAUUUCUCAUUGGACACUGACUCGUUUUGUACAGUGUUAGAAUACUGUGAGGGGAACGAUCUGGACUUCUACCUGAAACAGCACAAAUUAAUGUCAGAGAAAGAAGCCCGGUCUAUAAUCAUGCAGAUUGUGAAUGCAUUAAAAUAUUUAAAUGAAAUCAAGCCACCCAUUAUUCACUACGAUCUCAAGCCAGGUAACAUCCUCUUGGUAAAUGGUACCGCAUGUGGUGAAAUUAAGAUAACUGACUUUGGCCUCUCAAAGAUCAUGGACGAUGACAGCUACAACUCAGUCGAUGGCAUGGAGCUGACAUCACAAGGGGCUGGCACUUACUGGUAUCUGCCACCAGAGUGUUUUGUUGUUGGGAAAGAGCCUCCAAAGAUUUCCAAUAAAGUUGAUGUUUGGUCAGUGGGAGUAAUUUUCUACCAGUGUCUUUAUGGAAGAAAGGCUGAAAGCCUAAUGCCAUCUACUUGGAAAGAGUAUCCUCCAAACAAGAAGAUUCCAAAACUGACCAAGGAGACGCAUCUAAGUGGGAAAGAGCAAUAUUUGCCUUUUGGCCAUAAUCAAUCUCAACAAGAUAUUCUGCAGGAGAACACAAUCCUUAAAGCUACAGAGGUGCAGUUUCCUCCAAAGCCAGUGGUAACGCCAGAAGCAAAGGCAUUUAUCAGACGCUGUCUGGCAUACCGGAAGGAAGAUCGGAUAGAUGUCCAGCAGUUGGCUUGUGAUCCCUACUUGCUUCCUCACAUCCGCAAAUCUGUAUCAACAAGCAGCCCAGCUGGGGCUGCUAUUGCCUCAACCUCUGGAUCCUCUAAUAACAGCUCCUCAAACUGAGCAGGAACAAUAGGCCAUAUAUAUAUAUAUAUAUAUAUAAAUAUAUAUAUAUACACACACACAGAACUGCAGAAAGAAACCAAGAGAGUCAGACACGUUUUGAGAAUGCAGCCUUGGGAUCAGCAAGGAGUCCACAAAAUGGCCUCAAGAAACCGGUAUCGGGUUCUUUGUUUUUCUCUUGCGUUCUUGUCCCAUCCGUAGAACAAGGCAUCAUCGAUUCUCAGCAAGGAUGUGAGGCAACUUAAGUCAAGCUAAGUGGCCAAGGAAGAGGAGUUGGUUCGUCUCGUGCUGAGCAACUGCAAAGGCGCUAAUCGCUCUGGGCAGUGGAGGAAAAGAUGGUUCCAUGUACUGUGAACGUCCAAACAACACGGACCCAGGGUGUGGUUCCAUGACACAGGGUGCACACACUUUGUGUGGAGAAUUGUGGACUUGGCGGCAGGGUAAAGAGGCUGGACUUAGUCCAUUGUCAAUAUUUAAAAUAUGUUCUUUUCUUUCAAAUUUUAGACUACAUCUCAUUGGAGGGAAGGGGAAGAAACCACAGAGCUCAGUGCUGUGAGGUUCCGCUGGUGGGAUUGGCAUAGGAAUCUUCUACCCUUUGAAAGGGAGCCAAGGAUCCUGCUUGCUGACAGCACCAGCAUUAACAUGUUAUCCCAAAUAAUUUCAAUUUUAAAGUAACAAUUUUAUUGGGUUUUUUUUCUGGUUAUAAGAUAAACUAACUUGCAGGUCAAUGUGGCAGCCCUUCCUGCUUCUCCCUAGAUUCUGUGUGUCAGGGGUGAGUUAUAAUGCAGAGAUUGCAUUAAAGCUGUGAGCAUAAAUUCCUCUUUCUCCACCCCCACAACCUGCACACACAAAAGCUGCUUUUUGGCAGGCACUUGACAGUUGUUUCCCCUUCUGCACCCCCAAAUAAAUCUUAAGAGUUUCUUCUUUUUAAGUCUUUUCUCAUUUGGUUCUCUGACCCAUUCACUUGAGUCUGUUUAGUACUCUUUAACAGACGCACAGAUGCUGGCUCUGGCAAAACACUCUAGUGAAAGCACCUUCUCUUUUUUCUUUCCCCCUCCCUUUUUAAACAUUUCCUUUCUGUACUGUCUGCUGCAUCCUCAAGAACAAGCAGACUUCUGAACUUAAAUCUUCCCAAAUCUUUUAUCCAUAAAAAGGGUUGGGGUGGUUUGUUUUUUAAUCCUUGACUUUUUUAUCUUUAAGAAAAACAUUAAAACCAAAGAAGAAUCCAGUUGCUAGAAACUUGUGGCAGAAUGCUAUUCCCACAUAUGGCCAAAAUGAUGUAUGUUGGAAAUACUUUAAGCUGGUCAGGCCCAGCCGCGUCUUCAGUUCUUUAUCCACAACAGAUGAUUCUCAGUUCUUACUCCUUCCCUUCCUACUGGCAGUGGUGCACAUGGAAGCAGCAGGGCAAGGCAAGGGGGACCAAGCCAUAUUCAGAUUUAGGCAGACAAGUGUGGGGAAAGCAAACCUGGGAAACAGAGACUGUAUGUACAUGUGUAUGUGCACUCGCCUCUAGUUACUUCUGCAGAUCAGGUGGGUAGGGCCUGGAUGCUGUGCGUGUACGCCAUCCCGCCUUCCCUAACAGUUCAACCACCAGGAUCAAUGUACUGUUUGGUCAUAGGUGAACCAUUCUUCAUUUUAAAUGUCAUUAAAUGAGUCUGCAAGAGGAAGUAAGGAGAUUGAUAUGUCAUUAUCACAACUAAAGGCACUGUAAAAAGGGGUCAUGAUGCUUAAUUUAAACAAGUCCACAACCCAGCUGCCAUGACAGUAAUUUGGGGAUUGUGGGAUGUUUCCCCUGACUAUAAUGAGCUGUGCCUCAGAACUAGAGGAGUGGCUUUUUGUUUUGUUGCAAGUCAUGAUCCCUGCACCCCCCGCUCCCCGCAAUCUGGAUGGAAGAGCUAAUAUUUAGACCCCUUCUAUUGGGCACAGAAAGUAGGUAAAAUCUGUCCAGAUAGAGAAGCACACCAGUGGAUUCUCCAGGGUCUCUGGGGGGCUUCUGGUAGAGCUUCUCCCCCACCACCCACUCACUCUCUCUCCCUCUGAGCAAAUAAUAUGCCUCUCGAAGCAUGUAUGAAUUAAUAAAACCUAUGUUUCAUCAUCUCUUUUUGCCCAGCCUCCCUUUCUCAUUAAAGAAAACCAGCAUGCAUGUUUGUUCCUUUUAGGGUUUGGCCAUGCCAGUGUUACUCAUAGCUCUUUAAUCAACUUGCAGCUUGGAGCCACACAGGAACUGGCAAAAUGCAGAGGCAGUUGCUAUGGUAGUAUACAGCUGCUGUGUACUUGCUAGGGACAAUAAAUGUUGUUCCCUCAGCCAUGCUGGGAUUGUGUUCAUCAUAUUUUUCCGUAUCUGAAUUUGAAACAUGAAACAAACUGCCCAUGGUAAAUCCAGAGACCUAACACCUUAGCCUUUUGCUUUCCCUCCUUAAAAUUAACCAGAUCUUCACUUCAGACCAGUUAAAAUUUGCAUUGAUUAAUUUUUGAUCAUCCACAGAGAACCCUAUCCCAAACCAAACUUAUUUAAUUUUGUUUAUGACUUAGUCAUAAAAUGUAUUUGUUCCACUUUCCCCCUUCCCUCAGAGAAUAGUGGCUGUCAGAUAUUUCAGUCCCUCUUAGUUGUGCCUGAGCAGCAGCCCUUCUACCUUUUCAUAGCAUUCAUCACUGAAACAGGAUAAGAAAUGCAGACUGUGACUCUUUUUAAAAAGUUGUUGCUGAAAUGGGUUUUAUUUCAGGUAACCAAACUUUUUUAUUGCCACUCUGUUCAUUUUAUUGAAAGGGAAAAGGAAAAGUGUAUGGAUUUGUAACUUGAAACUAGGCCAGACUGUUUUGGCUUUGCCCAACAGACAAAAAUAUGGAUAUUAAACAAGUUUUAAGAAACUGAA
Messenger RNA from Varanus komodoensis (Komodo dragon), 5717 nucleotides. It is a transcript of the gene TLK2, whose product is annotated as tousled like kinase 2. NCBI's taxonomy places the organism in Eukaryota, Metazoa, Chordata, Lepidosauria, Squamata, Varanidae. Gene Ontology annotation, molecular function: protein serine/threonine kinase activity; ATP binding. The transcript has 23 exons. Bases 490 to 2844 code for a protein of 784 amino acids. Gene Ontology annotation, biological process: chromosome segregation; intracellular signal transduction; peptidyl-serine phosphorylation. Gene Ontology annotation, cellular component: nucleus. The record is from RefSeq and is a predicted model, not a curated record.